Molecule: messenger RNA, 747 nt
Organism: Fraxinus pennsylvanica
Lineage: Eukaryota; Viridiplantae; Streptophyta; Magnoliopsida; Lamiales; Oleaceae
Source: the annotation of a GenBank genome assembly
AUGGUACCACCAACAAUAUCCAACAAAACUGCUGCCAUUGCAGCCCAAAAAAAUCAACAAUACAAAUCUACAACAAAAGCUGCACCACCUGACACUGCGACGACCACCACCACUGACACCGACACCACCACCACGACGACAACAAACACAACCAACAAACCACCCCUCCCCCCCCAAAAAAAAAAUCACCACCACCUCAUGAUGUUAUUGUUCUACCGCUGCGCGACACAAGUUUCCCAGAUUCCGUCGUUCAUCGCUAUAAUAGAUCCUGACAUUUCCUCGGAUCCCGUCACAUCCCCACAAAUUUUCCCAAAUCUUGGCAUCAUCGACCCUGGUUUCAAUGUGCUACACCCAAUGGGAUGGGAUGCUUUUGGUUUGCCUGCAGAGCAGUACGCAAUUGAGACAGGAACGCAUCCGAAGAUCACAACAAUCAGAAACAUCAACCGGUUCCGCACCCAGCUUAAAUUAUUAGGCUUCUCAUAUGAUUGGGAUCGGGAAAUUUCUACAACAGAACCUGAAUAUUAUAAAUGGACACAAUGGAUAUUUUUGCAGCUUUUGAAGCAGGGAUUGGCGUAUCAGGCUGAAGUUCCAGUCAACUGGUGCCCUGCACUUGGUACUGUCUUGGCAAAUGAAGAAGUGAUAGAUGGUGUGAGCGAGCGUGGGGGACAUCCUGUGAUAAGAAAAUUCAUUGUUUAUUACCGAGCAGCCUAUGCGGCAAUGGAUGCUGAAGAUUACUGCAUAUGCUGA